This is a messenger RNA of Rhea pennata, 1863 nucleotides long. RefSeq names its product cyclin dependent kinase 10 (gene CDK10). Gene Ontology annotation, cellular component: nucleus. Gene Ontology annotation, molecular function: ATP binding; cyclin-dependent protein serine/threonine kinase activity. The record is from RefSeq and is a predicted model, not a curated record. The transcript has 13 exons. Bases 8 to 1132 code for a protein of 374 amino acids. Gene Ontology annotation, biological process: regulation of mitotic cell cycle; protein phosphorylation. NCBI's taxonomy places the organism in Eukaryota, Metazoa, Chordata, Aves, Rheiformes, Rheidae.
GGGCGGCAUGGCGGAGGGGAUCGCUGCCGCCGACGCCGCCGCUGAGGGAGAGCCGGAGCCGGAGCCGGAGCCGCUGCGGCUGCGGCGCCUGCGGGGAGAUGGCUUCUUCGAGGUGCCGGCCGGGGACCGGCUGGGAAGAUGCCGGAGCGUGAAAGAGUUCGAGAAGUUAAAUCGGAUCGGGGAGGGCACCUACGGCAUAGUGUACCGUGCCCGGGACACCGUGACAGAUGAAACCGUGGCAUUGAAGAAGGUGCGAAUGGACAAUGAGAAAGAUGGAAUGCCCAUCAGCAGCCUGCGGGAGAUCACCCUGCUGCUGCAGCUGCGGCACCCCAACAUCGUGGAGCUGAAGGAGGUGGUUGUAGGGAACCACCUGGAGAGUAUUUUCCUGGUGAUGGGCUACUGUGAACAAGACCUGGCCAGCCUCCUCGAGAACAUGCAGACGCCUUUUUCAGAGACUCAGGUGAAAUGUAUCAUCUUGCAAGUCCUCAAGGGCCUGCAGUACCUUCAUGAGAACUACAUCAUCCACAGGGAUCUGAAAGUGUCCAACCUGCUCAUGACUGAUAAAGGCUGCGUGAAGAUUGCGGAUUUUGGGCUGGCACGUACUUAUGGGAUGCCACCGAAGCCAAUGACCCCUAAAGUUGUCACGCUCUGGUACCGAGCACCUGAACUGCUGCUGGGGAUGACCACCCAGACCACCAGCAUUGACAUGUGGGCCGUGGGCUGCAUCCUUGCUGAGCUGCUGGCCCACAAGCCGCUGCUGCCAGGCACCUCGGAGAUUCACCAAAUCGACCUGAUUGUGCAGCUGCUGGGAACACCCAAUGAAAACAUCUGGCCGGGUUUCUCCAAGCUGCCCCUGGUGAGCCAGUACACCCUGCGGAAGCAGCCCUACAACAACCUGAAGCACAAGUUCCCCUGGCUGUCAGAGGCCGGGCUACGUCUGCUCAACUUCCUCUUCAUGUACGAUCCCAAGAAGCGGGCGACUGCAAAAGACUGCCUGGAGAGCUCCUACUUCAAGGAGAAACCGCUGCCCUGCGAGCCAGAGCUCAUGCCGACCUUCCCCCACCAUCGCAACAAGCGAGCGGCCACUACCAGUGCAGGGACGGAGAGCCAGGCGAAGCGCAGCAAGCCCUGAACCGCUGUCCCAUGGGAGGGAGCGUCUGCGGCCCUGGGGAGCCGGCAGGAGCCAGCCCUGCCAGGAGGAGGUACAGCGACGCAGGAGCAGGGACGGCCCCGUGGCUGGGCUGGGUGCAGGCUGUCUGCCCCGCUCUGCCGCCCGCUGGGGGCUUGCACCUUGCUCCGCGGUGGAGUGGCACUAAUGCUGCGGGCGCUGUCGCCUCCCGGGCCAGGCCUUGGCUGUGCUGCCCCAACCCUAUCAGCCCCAGGAAGGGUCUCACUAGGGGAGCCUGUCCCAGCCGCCAACACUCCAAGGUCCUGUGUGGAGCUGCUUGUGAUGGGAACAUGCACCAGCCAGACAGCUCAGCUGAAUCGCUGGUCCCGCGGUGGAGCGAAGAGUGCUGGACUGCAAUGGGGCAGUGCUGCAACCUGCUUCCCUUUGCUUAGUGCCAGCUUCCUUGUGCUGCUCCAGAUCUAAAGAGGCUGCAGCCCAGGGCGGCGCUGGGAGCUGCAGGUGGAUUGCAGCCCUGAGCCUUCCUCCUCCCUGGGGCUGGCAGCAGCAGCGCUGCCUGCCCGGGGUGGGAGAAAGGAGAGAGGUGGCCCUAGGCCUCCCUCGGGUUCAGUGGUGAGGUGUGAGGGUGCUGGCUGAGGGCUGGCCGGGGGAGGCCUCGGCGUGCUCGCUGUCUGCAGCAUGCCAGCUGCAUGCAUGGAUUUGUCUUCAUUAAAAGCAUCUGCAAGCAGCAAAGGUGA